Messenger RNA from Lutzomyia longipalpis, 2131 nucleotides. It is a transcript of the gene Agpat1, whose product is annotated as 1-acyl-sn-glycerol-3-phosphate acyltransferase alpha. Gene Ontology annotation, cellular component: endoplasmic reticulum; membrane. Gene Ontology annotation, biological process: phosphatidic acid biosynthetic process. The record is from RefSeq and is a predicted model, not a curated record. Gene Ontology annotation, molecular function: 1-acylglycerol-3-phosphate O-acyltransferase activity. The coding region runs from base 174 to 1034 and encodes 286 amino acids. NCBI's taxonomy places the organism in Eukaryota, Metazoa, Arthropoda, Insecta, Diptera, Psychodidae. The transcript has 2 exons.
CGCUCAGCAGAGAGGGAGUGAGUACACACUCGUCUGCCGCCCGGCGCAGUUCGAUUUUUCUUUUUAUAAGAAGAAAAUUUCGGGUGGAAAAAUAAUAUAAAUUUUCAUAUUUUUGCAUGCAGUGUACAUUCAUUGUGAUAAUAAGGUGAAAAUAAAAAAAUAAAGGUGAAAACAUGACGUCGUACUUUCAAUUAAUUAUCCUGGCACUGCUGCUCCUGCUGCCGAUCCUGUACGAGAGUAGUGCUCGAUUUCGCUACUACACAAAAUUCACGGUUUACUGCGUCGGGAUCACAGUCAAUGCAGCAAUCCUCUGGCCAGUCUUCAUGUGCAGACCGUGGAAUGUGCGGAAUUUAAAGAUUGGUGGUCUAUUUUGCCGUCCCAUAUCGAAGAUAAUUGGAAUCAAAUGGACCCUGCGGGGAGAAGAGUACAUAAGUCAGGAUAAACCUUUUGUGAUUGUGGCAAAUCAUCAGUCAUCCUUGGACGUUCUCGGGAUGCUGGACAUUUGGGAUGUCAUGGAUAAGUGCACAGUUGUGGCCAAGAAGGAGCUCUUCUACGUGUGGCCCUUUGGUCUAUCUUCAUGGCUAGGUGGUUUAAUUUUUAUCGAUCGCAAGAGUAGCGAUAAAUCGCGCACAAUUCUCAAUAGCGUGGGUGACUACCUCAAACGUGAACGUGUUAAAUUGUGGAUCUUCCCUGAGGGUACAAGACGGAAUACAAAUGAUAUUCAUGCAUUCAAAAAGGGGGCCUUUCACAUUGCAAUCUCUGAGCAAAUCCCCAUAAUGCCGGUGAUCUUUAGCUCCUACACACCAUUCAUUGAUAGCAAGAAAAAGAUCUUUGACAAUGGGGAAGUUAUUAUAACAACACUACCUCCAAUCUCUACGGCGGGCAUGACAACGAAGGACAUUGAUGCCCUCAUGGAGAAAACAAAGGGGCUCAUGAAGGAUGUCUACGUUGAGACAACAGCGGAGAUUAGUGCAAAAUUCAUGAAAUCCAAGAUCUCGGGGAUUGAGAAGAAAGUUGAAAAGGCAAUCAAUUGAGUAUACAUUCUGCAUUUUACCUCAAGAAGAUAAAGUUAAAAAAAAAUUUCUAAUAAUUACCAGUGAAAAUAUUCGGUGAUAUUGCAUGCAGGCAAUAUUUCUCCAAUCAGUUGAAUUAAUUGAUUGAUCUAUUUUUCAAAUUAUCAAAUUUGCUUUAUGUUCUAUUUUACGUAAUAAUAUUGUUUGAAUGAGGGCAUGAGAUUAGUAGGAGAAUUUUUCUGUCUAUAUUAUGAAUUUUAAUACUCAUCGCAAUUACACAUGUUAGCUGUUGCUUCGUUAUAAUAGAAGCAGAAAAAAAAUUCUUUUACUUAUCUCAUGGAAUGUUUUUGAAAGAGCUCUAUCACUUUAGGGCAGAGACAAAAUAAGACGUAGAAAAAAUGUGAUUUUUUUUUGUUGAGAAAUUUAGUUUAAUUUAUAGUUAAUUCUCAGCUAUUUGGCCUAAAUAAUAAGUAUUAAAUUGCCAAAUUUAUUGGAGAAAUAGUGCCCAUAAACAUGUAACAUUAUGCCCUUACUCUUUGCCACAACAAAAAAUGUUGAAAUAAUAACAAAAAAUUUAUCAUUAUUAUUUACGUAGAGAAAGGUAGGAAAUACAAAAAAAGUAUAUUUCUUGCAUUUGAUGAAUAGUUGCCAUAAAUUACUUAACAAAAGGAAAGAAAGGAUGAUCCUCUUGUAAAAGGAUUAAUUUUAACAGUUUUAGUGUACUAAAUAAACCCCAAAUAAUUCUCAUUGCACAUUCCAAAAAAGUAAUUCUUAAUUUUCUUUUUAUUACCACAUUUUUAUCAUUAGAAAAGAGCUUCACCAAAUAGCGCCACGACACACUCACUCAUUAUCCAAAUAGUAAAAUUAAAUUGAUGUCACAUUUAUAUUUGGUUUACAAAACAAGAAAGAAUUAAAACUCCAAUUGGAGUUUCAAGUGUAGGUAUUAUUAUUAUGUAAACACCAAAAAAUGUUUUAUUUUGUACAUUUCCCAAUUUUAUUUUUGUCGUAGAGCCAAAGAGAGGAGAGAAUUUUAGUCUAAUUUUUGGUAUAUAAUUUUAUUAUUUUGUUUAAAAUUUAAAGAAAAAUAUUGUAUAUUAAAAUUAUAUCUCUGAAAAAAA